Penicillium riverlandense is the source of this 1458-nucleotide messenger RNA. RefSeq names its product catalase. Gene Ontology annotation, molecular function: catalase activity; heme binding. Gene Ontology annotation, biological process: hydrogen peroxide catabolic process; response to hydrogen peroxide. The annotation marks the transcript as partial. Lineage: Eukaryota; Fungi; Ascomycota; Eurotiomycetes; Eurotiales; Aspergillaceae. Gene Ontology annotation, cellular component: cytoplasm; mitochondrion; peroxisome. The record is from RefSeq and is a predicted model, not a curated record. The transcript has 3 exons.
AUAGAUACCUUCCGUUAUGCCGAACGACCAACCUAUACAACUUCAAACGGCUGCCCGGUAAUGAACCCACAGGCCACGAUGAGGGUCGGACCAAAUGGUCCAAUCCUUCUACAGGAUUUUCACCUCAUUGACACGCUGGCUCAUUUCGACCGGGAGAGAAUCCCGGAGCGUGUAGUCCAUGCCAAGGGCGCUGGAGCCUAUGGCGAGUUUGAGGUCACGGACGAUAUCAGUGACAUCACGAUCAUUGAUAUGCUCAAAUCCGUCGGCAAAAAGGCCAAGCUGGUCACUCGCUUCUCGACUGUUGGUGGCGAGAAAGGAUCAGCCGAUAGCGAGCGAGAUCCUCGCGGAUUUGCGACCAAGUUCUACACCGAUGAGGGCAAUUGGGAUUGGGUUUUCAACCAUACGCCCAUAUUCUUCAUUCGGGAUCCGGCUAAAUUCCCACUGUUCAUCCACACGCAGAAGAGAAACCCUCAAACUAACUUGAAAGAUGCGACAAUGUUUUGGGACUUCCUGUGCUCGAAUCAAGAAUCGAUCCAUCAAGUGAUGCAGCUCUUCAGCGAUCGUGGAACACCUUAUUCGUACCGCCAUAUCAAUGGCUACUCGGGUCAUACAUUCAAGUGGAUUAAGCCGGAUGGCGGAUUCAACUACAUCAAGAUCCACGCUAAGACGGAUCAAGGUAGCAAGAAUAUGACUGCCGAAGAAGCUGUCAAACAGGCAGGCGUCAACCCAGACUGGCACACGCAAGAUCUCUUCAACUCGAUUGAACGCGGAGAGUAUCCAUCGUGGACAUGCUAUGUUCAGGUGCUGAGCCCAGAGCAGGCGAAAGUCUUCCGGUGGAACAUUUUUGACCUUACUAAGGUCUGGCCGCACGAUCAAGUCCCACUUCGUCGAUUCGGACGAUUGACGCUGAACCGCAAUGUGGAAAACUAUUUUGCGGAGAUGGAACAAGUAGCAUUUUCCCCGUCGCACCUUGUUCCAGGCGUCGAACCAUCUGCGGACCCAAUGCUCCAGGGCCGCCUGUUCUCUUACCCAGAUACCCAUCGUCAUCGACUGGGUGUCAACUACCAACAAAUUCCGGUGAAUUGUCCUCUGCGUGCGUUCAACCCUUACCAUCGUGACGGCUCGAUGACGGUCAAUGGUAACUAUGGUGCGAACCCUAAUUACCCAUCCUCGUUCCGACCCCUACAAAUGGGCUCUGUGGGUGCGAGCCAGGAACACGAGCAGUGGACUGGUGCGGCGGUGUCGGACUUGAUACCUGUCACGGAGGAAGACUAUGCGCAAGCUACAGCACUUUGGAAAGUGCUGGGACGACAAACCGGCCAGCAGGACAAUUUUAUCUCUAAUGUUUCUGGCCAUCUAUGUGGAGCGAAAGAAGCUGUCAGAAAGCGGGCUUACGAGAUGUUUUCACGGGUGGACGAAAGUUUAGGUUCCCGAAUUGCGCAAAGCACCGAAGCUAGA